Molecule: messenger RNA, 258 nt
Organism: Sordaria macrospora k-hell
Lineage: Eukaryota; Fungi; Ascomycota; Sordariomycetes; Sordariales; Sordariaceae
Biological process (GO): spliceosomal snRNP assembly; mRNA splicing, via spliceosome
Cellular component (GO): U2 snRNP; U12-type spliceosomal complex; U1 snRNP
Molecular function (GO): RNA binding
Source: RefSeq, a predicted model, not a curated record
AUGGCGCCCGCACAACCCGAACUCAAGAAGUACCUCGACAAGAGGCUCUUCGUCCAACUUAACGGCAGCCGCAAGGUCAUCGGUGUUCUCCGUGGCUACGAUGUCUUCCUGAACAUUGUUCUGGACGAUGCUGUUGAGGAGAAGGAUGGUGGUGAGAAGGUCAAGCUUGGCAUGGUGACCAUCCGUGGUAACUCCGUCGUGAUGAUGGAGGCCCUCGAGAGGAUCGGCGGCGACGAGAGGGGAGGACAGCGCGGCUAG